This is a messenger RNA of Linderina pennispora, 1593 nucleotides long. Its product is annotated as cytochrome P450. Gene Ontology annotation, molecular function: heme binding; oxidoreductase activity, acting on paired donors, with incorporation or reduction of molecular oxygen; monooxygenase activity. The transcript has 2 exons. Lineage: Eukaryota; Fungi; Kickxellomycota; Kickxellomycetes; Kickxellales; Kickxellaceae. The record is from RefSeq and is a predicted model, not a curated record. The annotation marks the transcript as partial.
UUGCUCCUUUCGUUAUUAGAAUGUUACCUGGUUUCAUAUGCGUUCCCCUGUCACCUUGUCCCACUUUGUAUAAAUGCCCUAGGUAUCAGUCAAGAGUAUCACAGGACUACUCGCAAUAUCCAGGCUGAUUUUCAGUCUACUUUUAAAUCCUUUUUGUCGCUCCAUCGCAUAUUCAUAUAUACCCCUUUGCUCGCAGGUUCAUUCUAGCAUCUCCCUUUUGCUCAUUUCCUUCAGUUUCGACUUCUCCUUCAAUCUGAAAUGGCUAUCAUUAGCACCAUUGGAGAUUUGCUUGAAUUCUUCGGAGUCACCUACAGGCAGGUGCUCUUUGGUGGGAUAGUUAUCUACGGGACAACUGUGACGUUCUACAGGCUUUUCCUAUCUCCCCUCAGGUCUAUUCCAGGGAGUUUACUAUCGCACUUGUCGAUCUCACAUAUGAGGAUCAUGACCGCGCUAGGCAAACUGCCGGAUAUGUGCGAGGACGACUACUACAAGUACGGCGAUAUCUUCAUUACAGCACCGGAUAUUGUGACGAUUUCUAACCCGGCAGACUGUCGCAAAGUGUUGAGCUCAUAUACUUUCGUCAAAAACAAGUUUUAUGAGUCACUCCGACUGGUGGACGAAACCUUAUUCACUACUAGUGAUCCUGAUCUCAACAGCACACGGCGGCGCCAGAUUGGGCCUGCCUUCACUCAGGGAGCGCUGCAGAAAAUGGAGCCGACGAUCAUGGAGUGCGGCAUCAUUGCACUUAAGAGGAAGUGGGACAGACUGAUCGGUGAGAAUGGUGGCGUGGCCAAAAUCAACUACAGCCUGGAAUUUCAGUUGGUGACAUAUGAUGUCAUCAGUGUGCUCGGAUAUGGUCAUCGGUUCUCUGCACUGGAGAAGGGUGAGACAACGAUUGUUAACUGGGUCGAGAACUAUAGCUUGCUUGCGCUCUUCAAAGCAGUCAUUCCAUCCGUCACUGAAUUCCCAAUGAGCCUGCUCUGCCGUCCUUUGCUCAAGAGCUACAAGGAGUAUGUUGAUUUCACCGAUGCUACAGCUGAGCACCGUCGCGAACAAAUCCGCCAAGGGCAAAAGGUGCCGAACGAUCUCCUGCAAGCAUUAGUUGACGGCGAAGAUCCCGAAUCGAAGGCAAAGAUGACGCCGUCGCAGGUAACCGCGGAGAAUAUUGAUAUUCUGGCCGCUGCUAUAAACACGACAACACAUACGAUGACUUGGACACUGCAUUAUCUGAUGCUAUAUCCCGAGUGCUAUCGCAAGGCUGUGGACGAAGUACGGUCAGUAUUUGCACCUGACCACCUGAUCGGCUAUUCUGAAGGACGCAGCCAGCUACCAUAUGUCGAGGCAUGCAUCUACGAAUCUAUGCGCAUUCAUGCAGCAACAGGGAUUUUCCUACCACGAGUUGUACCUCCUGGCGGAGUGACAUUCCAGGGCCACUUUAUCCCUGCCGGGUUGAGUGUAGGUGUUAAUAUUGCCGGGAUGAACCACCACCAGAGCCUGUGGAAAGACUCAAAGAGGUUUAUGCCGGAGCGCUUCAUUGAAAACCCGGAUCUGAAACAACAAGUGAUGACGUUCAGUACCGGUGUGCGCAUCUGU